Messenger RNA from Hemibagrus wyckioides, 3301 nucleotides. RefSeq names its product leucine rich repeat containing 1 (gene lrrc1). Gene Ontology annotation, molecular function: protein binding. Gene Ontology annotation, biological process: neurotransmitter receptor transport, endosome to postsynaptic membrane; neurotransmitter receptor transport postsynaptic membrane to endosome. The transcript has 14 exons. NCBI's taxonomy places the organism in Eukaryota, Metazoa, Chordata, Actinopteri, Siluriformes, Bagridae. The coding region runs from base 399 to 1976 and encodes 525 amino acids. The record is from RefSeq and is a predicted model, not a curated record. Gene Ontology annotation, cellular component: postsynaptic membrane; adherens junction; postsynaptic density.
GGAAAGCGUGUGACGCCAGCCUGGAAUGAAGGAGUGAGUGAGUGAGUGAGUGUUUUCCGGGUCAGAAAGUGGACUAAGAGGAAACAAACUACGGGAAAUACACGACGGCGAUCCCAGCGCGGUAGACAUGUAAACGAUUUCGCGGAAUAAAGUAUGGGAAGUUUGGUCAACAUUCCAGCCAAGACGGUGCGAUAACGAUGGAAGGGGCGACGCUUGAGAAGUGGAGUGGAGAGUUUGCUCGGUGUUUUUAGCCCAUGUUCCCGUGUACAGUGGUGAAACCCGGCCCGGGACCUGGUCCAUCGCCUGCGCUUGAAAUCUGCAUCAGACUUGACGAGAUUUAUUGUAACUUGCAGGCUUGAUUAGUUGUAACUGAACAGCGUCGUGUUGUGAGAGUAACCAUGUUUCACUGUAUCCCCCUGUGGCGGUGUAACCGUCAUGUCGAGACGAUUGACCGGCGCCACUGUUCACUGCUUUAUGUCCCAGACGAGAUUUAUCGCUAUAGCCGCAGUUUGGAAGAACUUUUACUGGACGCGAACCAACUCCGAGACUUACCCAAGCAAUUCUUCCAGCUGGUGAAGUUAAGAAAGCUGGGACUGAGCGACAAUGAGAUCCAGAGGCUACCUCCUGAGAUAGCCAACUUCAUGCAGCUUGUAGAGCUCGAUGUCUCGCGCAACGACAUUAUCGAGAUUCCAGAAAACAUUUCCUAUUGCAAAGCCCUUCAAGUAGCAGACUUCAGCGGCAACCCUUUGACAAGAUUGCCAGAGAGCUUCGGCGAAUUGCGGAACCUAACAUGUCUUUCCAUCAAUGACAUUUCUUUACAAGCGCUUCCUGAUAACAUUGGAAACCUUAUUAACUUAGUAUCACUGGAACUCCGAGAUAACUUGCUCACAUAUUUACCCGAAUCUCUUUCCCAGCUCCAUAGACUGGAAGAACUCGAUGUAGGGAACAAUGAGCUGUAUAAUCUGCCCGAGACAAUAGGAUGCCUUGUGAGCUUGAAGGACCUGUGGCUGGAUGGAAACCAGCUGAAUUAUUUACCAAAGGAUCUAGGCAGCAUGAAGAACCUGCUCUGCCUGGAUGUGUCUGAGAACAAGUUAGAGCGCCUCCCAGAGGAACUGGCUUGCCUGCUCUUGCUCACCGACCUGCUGGUGUCCCAGAACCUCAUCGAAGCUCUGCCAGAGGGGAUAGGAAAAUUAAAACGCCUUUCCAUUCUGAAAGCGGAUCAGAACCGCCUGAUGCAGCUGCCCGAGAGCAUCGGCGACUGCGAAAGUCUGACAGAACUGGUGCUGACUGAGAACCAGCUGCUGAGUUUGCCAAGAAGUAUUGGAAAGCUUAAGCAACUCUCAAACUUCAACUGUGACAGGAAUCGCCUGGUGUCUUUACCCAGAGAGAUAGGAGGCUGCAGCAGUCUGAAUGUGCUGUGUGUGAGAGACAACCGGCUGACGCACAUCCCCGCCGAACUUUCACAGGCUACAGAACUGCAUGUUUUUGAUGUGUCUGGAAACAGGCUGACAUAUCUGCCCAUGUCUCUUACCACGCUGAGGCUCAAGGCUCUGUGGUUGUCGGAGAACCAGUCUCAGCCUUUGCUCACGUUCCAGACGGACGUGGAUCCUGACACGGGGGAGAAAGUGCUCAUCUGUGUGCUCCUGCCUCAGCAGCCUUGCGAGAGUGAAAAAGGCUCUGAUAACCUGGCACGCUGCGGCGCUCUGGAGAGUCUCGUGAAUGACGUGGCUGAUGACACGUGGGACACCAGAGCCAUGAACAGAAUGAGCACCAUCCGAUUCCUCGACGACGAUGACGACGAUGACGAUGACGAAAAGGGAACGCUGCUGCGACGCGCCACGCCACAUCCCGGAGAGCUGAAGACCAUGAAGAAGGUGGUGGAGAAUCUCCGGAACGACCUGAACGCCGCCAAAGGCCUGGACUCCAACAAAAACGAGGUCAAUAACACUGUGGACCGACUGACUACAUCCGUCUGACCACUUCUUUACCUCUGAGAUGGCCCAGUUCCCCACGUCAUGUCUUCCCACAGUGCUGCACCUCACCCCAUGCAUUUUUUUUCCCCCUCCCUUGAAUGUGACUCUCCUUUUCUCUGUGCUGGGUUUGUCCUCUUCUCUCCUUAAUCUCCUCAGAUCCUGAAUCAGGGAAAGACCACCAUGAUAGGUGCCUUUUUUUAUUUUUAUUAUUAUUAUUAUUUUUUUUUUUAUUAUUACAAUGUUCAGAGCAAUAAUCCAUGCAAGAAUGCACAAAUCUUUCUCAAACACUCAAAUAAGUAGAUGCACUACGUUAAGUCUUAUACUACAUUAAAUGCUGACAGACGCUCCAACUAUAUUGACUAUACACAUAUAUAUAUAUUUACAUUCUAUUUUUUUAUUUAGAUUUUUUUAAACACUGGGUGGAUGUUUCUUUUGAUUUCUUUCUUUCCUUUUUUUUCCUCCCAUGUUAUUCGGGACACGUUGAACCCAGCUUUUUUUUUUUUUUCCUUUUUUUUGGGGGGGGGAGACCUACUGGUUUUUUAAAGAAAAAAUUGUUGUAUUGUUGUAUAGAUCUUUGUGAAUAUCGAUUCUUUUUUUUUUUUGUACUCGUGGCAGCUCAGCUGGUGUAAAGCCUGGAGGGGAUGAAAGAAAAAAAAAAGAAGAGAGAGAUGUAUAGCAUAUUUCUUAAUCAAUUUUUUUUAUUCCUGCAAAUUUUGUGGUUUUACAAAGCAAUUGAACAACAUGUUUUAAUGUCUUAUGCAUACAGUAGUGUAUAGGAGGGGUGCGGACUGCUUCGUAUUUACUUCUCCAGGUGGGCGUGUUUGGAAAUCAGCAGCAACGUGUUUUUUGGAUUGUGAAUAUGAAUAAGGGCUACACAGAACAUUUUCCUAUGUCUUUUAACUGGAACCAGAACAUUGCGUCAGCAUCAGCACCACUUUUUUUUUUUUUUUUGGACGUUACUCUGUGUGGAAAUUUGGUACAAUGAUCCUUUUCGGUUAUCCUCGUUUUUAGAAUUGGGUUUGGUUUCCUUUCAACACACACACACACACACACACACACACACACAAAAUGCACUUUUGCAACACUUUUAAAUUAUACUCUUAUUGCUUUUAUCAAAUCUAUGGUACACUACAGACUUCUUGCAUUAUAUAUUUUCUCUCUUGCAAACAGACCAAGGUGUUGAAAUGCUGAUUGAUUAUUUUUUAAAUCUUUAAUCUGUAAUUAUUCUAUUUUAUGCCGGUGAUAAAGCUGCACAGAAAAAAUGAUCUGAAAUAGAUUUCUAGGUCUUUUAUUACUAUGACUUCUAACCACUGAUACAAUAAAGUGAU